Molecule: messenger RNA, 1245 nt
Organism: Maniola jurtina (meadow brown)
Lineage: Eukaryota; Metazoa; Arthropoda; Insecta; Lepidoptera; Nymphalidae
Gene: Tango14
Product: dehydrodolichyl diphosphate synthase complex subunit NUS1
Exons: 2
Coding region: 200-964 (254 amino acids)
Cellular component (GO): endoplasmic reticulum membrane; dehydrodolichyl diphosphate synthase complex
Molecular function (GO): ditrans,polycis-polyprenyl diphosphate synthase [(2E,6E)-farnesyl diphosphate specific] activity
Source: RefSeq, a predicted model, not a curated record
GAAUCUUUAUGUUGGUAAUUCUGACAUUACACAUUUAGGCUCGUGAUUGGAUAUUAAAAGCGGUUGACGACUUGGAAAUUGGAAGCCGACGAAAUGAUCACAUUGAAUAAAAACUUGGUGAAAAUAUGAAUUUACUUUCGGAGAGUUAUUUAUAAUGAAUGAAUAAGGAAGAAACAGCUAGUGUCUGCAAAUAUCGAACAUGCUGUCCAGACUACUUCGCCAGUUUCUGUUUUUCCUGGUACACUUUAUUGUGAAUAUACUUGUUGCUGUUCAGAAAAUAUAUUACCGAUUAUGUGAUAAAAAGUCCAUCUUACCUGAUAAUCAAGUAACGAAGAGAGAAGUGUUAAUAUUAUUGAAUAGUGUGCCAAAAAUGAAGAAGAAACUGGAACAUUUAGUGGUAUUGGCAGAUACAAAUGUUCAUUCCAUGAGUGACUUGGCACUGCUGGUUAUCUGGAGUCUUAUUUUAGGAAUUCCCUUCGUCAGUUUCCACGACAUAACAGGUCGAUUAAAGAAACACGAGGAAGACUUAUUCAUGGAAAUAGAAAGUAAAAAGAAAGGUGUCCCAGGCUGCAUUAAGUGGUCAAAUAAGCCAGAUUUAAAUGGUUAUACAAAUGGCACCCGCGCAAACACAGUUCAUAUUAAUAUAUUUUCACAAAGUGAUGGGAGGCCGAAAAUAGCAAAGUGUGUAAAACUUUUAGCCAAAGGUGAUUUGAAAAUUAGAGAGAGUUCUGAGGAAUACACAGCGCAAGAAUUUAAUGAAUCCCUCAUACAUUUAUACCCUUCUAUACCUGAUCCAGAAUUAGUCUUGUACACAGGACCUCUCUGCUCAACUUUUGGUCUUUUACCGUGGCACAUAAGACUUACAGAAUUUAUACAAUUGUCUGUUAACCAUAAUGUUAACAUUAACAGCUAUCUAGGGGCUAUGUAUAAGUAUAAUAAAUGUGAUCAAAGAUUUGGCAAAUAACUUUAAUAAUAAUUAGAAAUAAGACAGUAAAUUGUUAUGUACAUUUAUUUAGAGGUUGUAUCUGUACAUUGCUUAAAACAUAAACGACUUGAAACCUUUCCACUAUAAUAUAUGUAUAUUACAGUAACUUAAAAUAAGAUUUUGGAAAUCUUUAUUCCACUUGACCUGCUGGAUAGAAUUGAGAGUUAUUAAUUAUUUGAUAAUUAAUUGUUUAGUAAUUAAUUAAUAAUUUUAUAAUAAUCUAGUCCAUAGCACAGAGAUUCAAUAAAUACAUUGUUUUU